AUGGCGCUGCCUCAGAACCCUCAGCCUCCUUUAAUCGUGGAACCUCCAAUUCCAGCCGGGCUGACGCUGCAUCAGAUCGGCAUCUUCCCAGCUUAUAUCACCAGUCGGACAGAGACUCUCAUCGUCAAAGAAAAGGGACUGUCUUUCAGCGGCGAUGACUUUGAGGUUUGCCAUGCCAACGGUUUCCCUAUUCUCAAGGUAGAUGGCGUGGUGAUGAGCUUGUCUGGACGCAAGAGGGUCUAUGACAUGAGAGAGAACCAUCUCUUUUCCAUCGUCAAGGAGCAUUUCCAUAUCCAUACUACGUAUGGUGUGGAAGACCCUCAAGGAGCGAGAAUCAUGACUGUGAGGAACUGCCUGCAGCUUUUUGGUUCCAGAGCUACAGCGACCUUCAAUUCGAUCGAUGGGUCAGCAGAGAUUCUUAAGAUGAAAGGAAACUGGCUCGACCGUAGUGCUGACAUCGUUGACACGGUUACGGACACCGUAGUCGCUCAUAUCGACCGCAAAUUUAGCGCCCGGGAUUUCCUAAUUGGCAAACAAGCAUAUGUCCUCAAAGUUUCGCCCGGUGUUGACAUGGCUCUCAUGGUAGCAAUGUGCAUCUGCUUUGAUGAGAAAAACAACGAGAACAGAGGCCGUUGA
Fusarium mangiferae is the source of this 636-nucleotide messenger RNA. RefSeq lists its product as uncharacterized. The record is from RefSeq and is a predicted model, not a curated record. Bases 1 to 636 code for a protein of 211 amino acids. Lineage: Eukaryota; Fungi; Ascomycota; Sordariomycetes; Hypocreales; Nectriaceae. The transcript is spliced from 2 exons.